GACUUCUUCUUUCGAGCUACACUUCACACUGGAAGUCUCUUAGCUUCAUUGGAGUGUUUAGCAGUUUGUCUCUGACUUCUGUCCUCUUUGAAUGAGGUAAUAUCUUCAGAGAAAGAGAUAUAAGAGGCUUUGGACCUUCUGCACACAGGGAGCUCACAUAAUGGAGCAGGAAAGGCAGCACCAAGGGAGAGAGAACUCAGGAUGGUGCUCGCAAGUGAAGCUCUGGUCUGGAUUGGUGAUUUCUAUAGUACUCCUCAGUUCUUGUUUUAUUGUGAGCUGUGUGGCGACUUACCAUUUUACAUAUGGGAAAAGUAGCAGGAGGCUGUCCGAACUACACACAUCUCAUUCAAGUCUAACCUGCUUCAGUGAAGGGACAGGGGUGACAGAAAAAAACUGGGAAUGUUGCCCAAGUACUUGGAAGUCAUUUGGUUCCAGCUGCUACCUCAUUUCUACUGAAAGGAAUUUUUGGGCUCAGAGUGAGCAGAACUGUGUUGCAAUGGGUGCUCAUUUGGUGGUGAUCAACUCGGAAGCAGAGCAGAAUUUCAUUGUCCAGCAACUGAAUGAAUCAUUAUCUUAUUUUCUGGGACUCUCAGAUCUACAAGGGAAUGGCAAUUGGCAAUGGAUUGAUCAGACACCUUACAAGGACAAUGUCAGAUUAUGGCACCAACAUGAACCCAAUUUUUCUGCAGAAGAAUGUGCUUCAAUCGUUUUCUGGAGUAGUAGAGGAUGGGGCUGGAAUGAUGUUUUUUGUGAUACUAAUAGGAAUUCGAUCUGUGAGAUGAAGAAGGUUUACCUAUAAGUGGAAACUUAUUCAUUCACACCUUUAAAAUUGAGACCUAUCAUAAAAUGGUAUUUCCUCUUGUAA
Messenger RNA from Manis pentadactyla (Chinese pangolin), 865 nucleotides. Its product is annotated as C-type lectin domain family 6 member A. Bases 161 to 799 code for a protein of 212 amino acids. The record is from RefSeq and is a predicted model, not a curated record. Lineage: Eukaryota; Metazoa; Chordata; Mammalia; Pholidota; Manidae. The transcript is spliced from 6 exons. Gene Ontology annotation, cellular component: external side of plasma membrane. Gene Ontology annotation, biological process: antifungal innate immune response. Gene Ontology annotation, molecular function: carbohydrate binding.